Molecule: messenger RNA, 2568 nt
Organism: Amblyraja radiata (thorny skate)
Lineage: Eukaryota; Metazoa; Chordata; Chondrichthyes; Rajiformes; Rajidae
Gene: adgrl4
Product: adhesion G protein-coupled receptor L4
Exons: 15
Coding region: 82-2181 (699 amino acids)
Biological process (GO): cell surface receptor signaling pathway; adenylate cyclase-activating G protein-coupled receptor signaling pathway
Cellular component (GO): plasma membrane
Molecular function (GO): G protein-coupled receptor activity; calcium ion binding
Source: RefSeq, a predicted model, not a curated record
CAACGCUUGCCCGGGAAGCGAGAGAACUGAGCCUGCACGACCCGACUGUGAGCACAGGACUGCCUGCUGGCUGGAGGCUCCAUGAAGUGCAUUCUACUGUGCGUGUGGCUGUCCAGUCUGCUGGACCUCUGCUCCUUCUCGCUGAGUCCCGGACCACACGCCGACGCAAGGUGCAAGGGCAACGAAUGUCACAAGAACGCCACAUGCAAGCAGGUGGCGGGCAAGCUCGGCUGCUACUGCAAUGCUGGUUUCACGGGUGACGGAGUGAAAUACUGCGAAGAUGAUGACGAGUGCCAGAAUGCCACUCUGACCUGCGGGCAGAAUGCGACCUGCACCAACACCUUCGGGAGUUACUACUGCACCUGCGUCCAGGGCUACCAGUCGUCGCAUGGGAAGCAGGUGUUCACCCCCAACGACGGGACCACCUGCCAUGGGAUCUCGGUGAUGCCCUGCUACUUAAUCAGCGACUGCCUGUCCAAGAGGAUUAAUGACACUUUGCAACAGCUGAGCAGCUUCAGUGAACCGCAGAUGGCCCUGGAGGAGAUGGCCAAGAACACCACGGGAGGUCUGACCGCCACCGAUCUGCUUCUGUACGUCGAAGUCCUCUCCAAGUCUGCACCGUCACUUAGUGCAAUCAACGAGAGCCUACCCAAUCCAACCGCAGCUGCCAACGUCACCAUCAACGCCAUUGUGAAAACAGUGAACAAUCUUUUAAAGCCGAGCGAGAUGGUGGUGUGGAGUGAAAUCGCGGAGGACGAGAGGAGGAGAAGUGCCACAAAGUUGCUGCACAUGAUGGAGACAUCAGCCAUCAGCAUCUCCCAACAUUUGAGGAGAACCACGGAGCUGGAGUUCAAAGAGACUGACGUUGCCCUCAAACUGUACACUUUUGAUCUAAGUCAAGAUGAGCAACUUCAAACUCAAGCGAAUUUGGAGCAUAAUCAUAUACGCAUUUCCCAACGGAAGGCAGAUAGAUCCGUCUCUAAUGGGACUGUUGCAAUCAUUUUCCUUCAGUACGAUAGUAUUGGCUCGCUGCUGGAUGCCUCCAACAGCUCGCGGGAGAGGGAGGUGAACGGGACAGCGGCUCGGAAGGAAUACGCCUUGAACUCGCCCAUCGUUGCCGUGGCGAUCAGAGCAAACCCUCCAACCCUCUACCGCAUGGACCACAUCACAUUCACACUGAGGCAUUUGGAGCCUGUGAAGAAGGAGGAAUCUGUCUGUGUGUUUUGGAAUUACUCAGCUCUCAGCAUGGAAGGGGAGUGGGACACUGGAGGUUGCGAGAGACUCCAUUACAAUGCCACGCACACCUCCUGCCGUUGCAACCAUCUGACCAACUUUGCGGUCUUGAUGUCCUCUACCCCGAUGAAAGAUGUUCUACAUAAUAAUAUCCUGACUCGGAUCAGCCAGCUGGGAAUCAUCGUGUCCUUGAUCUGCUUGUCAAUGUGCAUCUUUACUUUCUGCUUCUUCAGCGAGAUUCAAAGCACCAGAACAACCAUUCACAAGAAUCUCUGCUUCAGCCUCUUUAUAGCGGAGCUGUUGUUCCUUACUGGGAUUAACGUGAACACUAACAAGCUCCUCUGCUCCAUUGUGGCGGGACUACUCCAUUACUUUUUCCUGGCUGCAUUUGCCUGGAUGUGCAUCGAGGGCAUCCACCUCUACCUCAUCGUGGUUGGGGUCAUCUACAACAAGGGCUUCCUGCACCGGAACUUCUACAUCUUCGGCUACGGCAGCCCUUCCGUCGUCGUGGGGAUCUCGGCCCUGCUCGGGUACAAGUACUACGGCACCGAUAAGAUCUGCUGGCUCAGCACAGAAAACAACUUCAUCUGGAGUUUCAUCGGGCCGGCCUGUUUGAUCAUUUUAGUCAAUCUCCUGGCAUUUGGAGUCAUUAUUUACAAGGUCUUCCGGCACACCUCCAUGUUGAAACCGGAAGUGAGUUGCUACGAAAAUAUUAGGUCAUGCGCCCGGGGUGCUCUGGCCUUGCUCUUCCUCCUCGGUGCCACCUGGACCUUAGGCGUGCUGCACAUUAUCAAGGGGUCCCUGGUGACAGCGUACCUCUUCACCAUCUCCAAUGCCUUCCAAGGGAUGUUCAUCUUUAUAUUCCUCUGCGUCCUUUCAAAGAAGAUUCAGAAGGAGUACUACAGAUUAUUUAAGAACGUGCCCUGCUGCUUUGAGUACCUCAAAUAAAUCUGACGGAAGAUGGACAACCAACAGGAGAUGGGAGAAGAUAGACCGCUCGGACGAGUUGCCAAUGACGUUGAUGGGUUGUGACCAUAAUUUAUUUAGAGCUUUACUAUGGGGUGGGCUUCAUUGGGAUAGAGUGGGUGGUGGAAAAAACACAGGUAACUUACAAAUCCCACACCUAGUCUUCCGUUCCACGUGGAUUCCCUUCGAUUUUUGUUUAAUGGCCUUGUUCGGCAUUAGCAAGUUGGGCCAACACGCUCCUUGCUGAGCUGUAUAACUCCAAGCCUUAGUUUUUAUUGACGCAGCGCGGAAACAAACCCUUUGGAACUCGAGUCCGCGCCGACCAGCGACCCCCCCCGCACAUUAACACUACCCUACACACACAAGAUG